Messenger RNA from Funneliformis geosporum, 2151 nucleotides. NCBI's taxonomy places the organism in Eukaryota, Fungi, Glomeromycota, Glomeromycetes, Glomerales, Glomeraceae. The record is from the annotation of a GenBank genome assembly.
AUGUUCAAAAAAAGGGCAAAAAGUACUCGUACUAAAAUUAAUGAAGAGGAAAUCAGCAUUGAUACAGGUUCUUCCAUACCUGAUGUAAAUUCGGAAAUAGAAAAGGAUCAAAAGAAAAUAGUUAAAGGAAAGACAAAAGAAGAACAAGAAGAAGCCUUUAAAAUAACAAAGAGUGCAGCGAGUCGUCGGCUCACGAAAUCAAAAUCCAAAAAACUUCAUCUUGAUCAUAAACCGAUUCCUCAAAAUUCAGAUCCAAUAAUCGCAUCUUCCUAUACCGAAGAAAUUUUAUCAGAAUUACGUGCCAAUACUCCAGCAACACCAGCCUCAUUUCAAUCUCAAGAUAAUCUUGGAGAAAAGUUUCCAUUGACUCUUGAUCCUAACUUUGAUAUACCCGAUGCUGGAGCUAUUAAUGCUGCUAAAAAAGAAAGAGAGAUGCGACGAAAGAAAGGACUAUCCAGUAUUUUAGAUUAUAUUCCAUUAUCAGAGGACACAGAUGUUAUAGCUUCAUCAGGCAAAAAAAUGGAGUCAAGAUUAGUUCGAGAAGAGGACGAGUUGGGUGAAGCAGAUGAAGAACUCGAACAAUAUCUGAACGAAAAAUUGGCUAUUGGAAAAAAGGCCAAAAGAGAACAAGAACGACUUAAAAAAGAGGACAUUGAAGAAAUGAUCAUGGAUGUAAAUUUUGAGGAAGAGGAUGUUGAAUUAUUGCAGCGAGAGUUUGAAGCCAUGAAAGCAGGUGGACACAAUCCUAAAAAGUCUUCGAAACGAAAAUUCGAUAAAACACAACCGAUUGUGAGGGCUAGAAUUCCCAUCAUUGUUCAUGUACCUACGUUAAAUGAGGUUCAAUCGAGCCUUGAAAGUCAAUUGAUGGAUCUACAAGUAAUGCAUAGUAAUCAUCAAGCAGAACUCAUCCAAAUUCAAAAAGACAUCGACAACCUUACGUCUUCGAAUGCACAAAUAGAGAUUGAGAUGCAAAAUACGAAAAAUCGAUAUAAUUACUUUCAAGAUCUUAAAACAUUUGUCGAGAAUCUUGUGGAAUUUCUUGAUGAUAAGUUUCCAACACUAGAGGAACUCGAAAAUGAUUACCUGGAAGUACUUACUAAAAAGUCUCAGCUUAUUCUACAAAGAAUUAUGGAAGAAGAUUCUGAUGAUAUCGCCGUGUUUGCCAAUAUAAGUAUUAAAGAUGAUUUGUCUUGCGAGCAAAGACAGCAAAGACGUCAUUAUAGACGACAGAUUCGAUAUAGUUACCGGCCUGAAGAAAUUAAUGAAGAAGGGUUUUCUACCGAUGAAGAACUUUAUGAUAAAGAAAUAGAAAAAGAAAUUUAUGGAAAAAUAGAUGAAAUUUCUUAUAAACGUACCAGUCUAUUUGAUGAUGUUAUUGAGGAAUUUAAAUCAAUUGCAUUAGUCAAGUCUAAAUUUGUAUCAUGGAAAACUGAAUUUAAUAACGAUUAUACAAAAGCUUAUGGCGGUUUAAGUUUACCGGGUGUAUUUGAGUUUUACGUUAGAUAUGAAAUGAUGUUAUGUAACGCAUUAAAGAUUAAUGAUAUAAAUGAUAUGGAAUGGUAUAAAGUUAUUUCUGAAUAUUCUGCUGAAUCGAGUAAAAAUCAAAUGGAAACAGAUGAUGAAGAUUUUACUGUCUUGACCAAAGUUCUUGAAAAGAUAGUGUUACCUAGGAUAGUGCAUUUAAUGAAAACUCUGAAUCCAUAUUCCUCACGGCAGACAAAAUCUCUCGUUGAUUUUUUAAAAAAGACAUUAAAAUAUGUAGAUAGUAAUUCCCAAAGAUUUCAAGAGAUAAUUAUUACGGUAUCAGCACGUCUUCAGAAUGUAGUUGAGUCUCUUGAAAUAAUACCUGAAAAUAUAAAUAUAAAAUUAUCAGAUUUAAAUGAUUCUAGCUCAGUAACACGAAAUCGUUAUUUUUGCCGCAAAUACAAGCUGCUGAAAAGCCUUAUAAUGUGGAAAGAAUUCGUUCCUAUUGAUAUAAUUCGAUCGUUAUCCAUUGAUCAUUUACUUAAUCGAUAUUUAUUACAUAUUUUAAAGAAUUCAUCGUUAAAAACAGAUCGUGAAAAGUAUCAAAAGAUACUUGAAACUAUUCCUAGCGAUUGGCUUCAUUCUUCAACAUUAGAAACAAUAGCACGUGGAGCUGCAGGGUAUUAA